This is a messenger RNA of Brassica rapa (field mustard), 3140 nucleotides long. RefSeq lists its product as uncharacterized. Lineage: Eukaryota; Viridiplantae; Streptophyta; Magnoliopsida; Brassicales; Brassicaceae. The record is from RefSeq and is a predicted model, not a curated record. Gene Ontology annotation, biological process: defense response to other organism.
UGACCAUCGAGUCGUUGCAUGUGAUUUAUUACACAUUUAUAGUGUUUUUGUGACGUUAAAAUUUUACAUAAUAUAUAUGUAGCCUUUUGUUUAUUUAUACAAGUAUUGUUUCUUAAAUCUUGUGAAUUAUAUAGAUGACGUCAAACAAAAAGAAAUUAAAAUAAAAUUGCAAUAGAAUGCAAAAGCUUAAGAUGCGUUUACGAAUAUAUCAUACAAGUACGACUAUACUAUAUACUUGUAUUUCGUCUUGGGAGAUAUAUGGACCUUAGUAUAAAAUGCAUUUUCGCUCUUUUCUUCUUCUAAUUUGCCUUUUAUUCUAAAGCUAUCAUUUAGAACCAGAGUCCAAAAGGUACCAGCAGACAUCAUUUAAACUUAAUAAUCUUUUCCUUAACAGAAAGGUUAUUAUCGUUUUUCCUAUAGAUUAAUGUCUAUAUUUGUCCACAAAUUAUAUCAUCAUAAUACAUAACACUAAUAAGCAAGAUUUUGUGUAUGGAGAGACACAGACAAUAAUAAUAUAAACUAAAUGGGGGUAUAUAUUGAAAUAGUAUGACAAUAAAUAGAUAGAUUCAAGUAAAUACUUGGAAGCACGUUAAGAUGCGGGUUUCUUGGUGUUGGACCACUCGUUUUGGUUCUAUUUUUUCAUCUUUGUCAACGUUUUGGUUGCAGAUUAUUCUGAUUAUAUUAUCGUACAUACUAAAGAAUACAAUAUUAUUGUUACCAUAGUCACUAACAUUGAUACAGGUUGGAUUUUUUUUUUCAAGUAAGAAAUCCGUAAAUACAUAUUCCCCAUCGGCCACAGAUGAUCCAUCCACUUAUUAUUAAACAUUUUCACCGGUUAAUAACAAUUUGUUGCUAUUUGAACCCAAUACUAUCUAUGAUAUAAGUUAUCGAUACAAUCAAAGUAAGAAAUCUUUACAAAUCAAUGAGUCAAAAUACAUGUAGUUAGUCCGUUACUGUUUCCAAAGGAAGAGAAGUUUAUCGAAGGAAACAGAUUUGCCUCAUAAAUUAGUUUGACUUAAGAAUAACCUUUAUAAAACAACAAAUCUCCACCUAAUUACUGCCAUAAAAAUGAAUACAAACUGUCAUCAGUUAUCACAGAUCAUGUAUCAAAACUCAUUCUUCUUAAAUGUAUCCAUACUUUCUACUUUGAAUCUUUGCAAGAAAGUGGCCUAUAAGUUCUGUAAACUAUAAUACAUUUUAGAGACAAAAGCAUCCACCUAUAACAAUACUAUAAUCAUGACCAAACGACGUAUUUGUUACAUAGUUUCUGGAAUCAUUUCCAUCCUUUUUAUCACCUUUAUGACCAUUUUGAUCCUUUCGCAGACCGUGUUCAAACCAAAACAUCCUGUAUUACAAACCUUGUCUUCGACUGUUGAAGGUGUAUCCACACAUAUAUCACCGCCACUUGACGUCCAGAUCAAUUUCACACUUACACUCCAAAUGCUGUUGAAGAAUCCUAAUCUUGUCGAUUUCGAAUACAAGACAGUAGAAAACUUGGUUUAUUAUAGGGAUAUUCUGGUGGGAAAUCUCACUCUUCCUUCGAGCACACUUCCCGCCAAAGGCUCCGCGAUUUUGCCAUGUCCUCUUGUUCUUCAGAUCGAUAAAUUUGUUGCCAAUUUAGGUGAUAUUUUGCAAGAUAUAUUGCAAAGAAAAAUUGUGAUAGAAACAAAGGCAAAUAUGCCAGGGAAAAUUACAGUGUUGGGAAUCUUUAAGGCACACUUGAACACAACAUCACAUUGCAAACUCGUACUUAGCGUUCCUUCAAUGGAAGUGGUGGAUCAAGUGUGUGAUCUUGAAGCUAAACUAUAAACCUUGAUGUUUUUUUUCAGGCAAACUUAGGCUUAAUAAGGCAUAUUAGCUCUAGUUUAAUUAAUGUUCUUAUUUUGGGUCAAAACUCUAGUUUCAUGUUAUCAUAAAGAUUGUAUGCUGUUGUGUUCUCUUGUGUUGUUUAAUUUUUUUUCCAAUUGAACUCUAAAUCAAGGUGUUAGUUAAGUUAACUCCACAUGAAUUCAAAGUGAUGAGUAUGGUUAAACAAAGGAAAAAUAUAAUAUAUUUUUCUUUUUUUUUUUGAAGAGAAGAAAACUAAACCUCCAGAGAAAUAAAAGACAGUUUAGCUUGUAUACGAGAUGCAUGUGAAAUACCGAAAUGAUAGAAUAGUUAAAUAGUGAAAUAGAAAACAUUUAUCUGAGUACAAAGGUUAUGAAAAAUGAUCAUGAAACAUUAAAAACCUUACUGAUUAAAUAUGUGACAUUAGAAGGUAUGUUUAAAAAUCUUAGAGCUCAUAAAAUAUAUACUUAACGUAUUAUUAAAUAUGAUCCAAACAUAUAUCGUGAUGUAGAGCAUGAUCCAUGAUAAAGGAAAUGGGUUCGAUCUGUUAUCUAUUACACGUUAGAACCUUCACUAAAUUUGUCUUGAGAUUCUGUAAAAUAAUUUUCAGAAAGGGACAAUUUAACUUUCUGAUUUUCAUACUGCUGUACACACAUUUGUUCACAAAUUAUUUUGUAGUCAAGCCUUAAACUGAGUUAGAUAAAACGAAAGAGCGUGAAAUAGCUUUGUCACGAGAAGACUUCAACAAAAUCUCCAAAUUUGCAAACUUUCACCAUCUCUUCACUCAUAACGAUAACAAGGUAAUUUUCUGAUUUUCUUAAUGUUGUGACUUUUGGAUGUUUCGAUUAUAGCUAAUUACCUCAAAUUUUAUUCUAACUUGAAUUUGGAUGUAGAGACAACCAUCUCUCACAUCAAGUCGUUAGUUAGUCACAUCUUAAGCGGAAAAUGUGUACUUGAUCUCAUAUGACCAAACUGCCUCUAGAAAAUCAUUCACAAUGAAUCGAGAAAUGAAGCAUAAAAAAAAGGUCUACAAGAUCGUGGAAGAUCUACUCAUACGGUCCAAAACCCAACAUUCUCCAAGUCUUUAUGAUGGAAAUGCACCCAGAGAUGAUCUAUGUUGGUGUCUAGCUAAGUCUAGAAAGCUUCAGAUCUACACAGAGAUCCAAGAGGUCAUCGGAUGACUAGAUCACCAAUUUCUAAUGUGGAUCAACUCUGGAAGUUUCUGGAUUCAUCAUCUCCUAAAGAACUUAGCAACUCCUCUCACUGGUAAAGUUUCGAUUCUUAUUCCUUAAAUAUAAUUGUUUUUAUUUUUU